CCACGCUGUCAUUUAAGAACAAACAUGAAAAGUGAGCGCAGGAAGCCACAUCCUCUCGUUUUAAUAUGGGCAGGGCAUAAAAACAUGACCUGUGUCUCAAAUGACAGUGCAACACAAACCGCUGCUUAUUGCUCCAUAGUGAAAGCAGCAAUCUCGCGCUUUGGCUUUAAAUAAACGAAGGACUCGCUGCUCGAUUGCUCUGGUCUGGCGCGAACAUGGCAGAUUCAGAGGAUAAUGUUACAAUUCUUCACUUGAAGUCUCUUCUGCAAAUGGACCCUUACCUCAAACCCUUUGAAAAGGACUUCCAGAGGAGGUAUGGGCUGUUUGAGAAGCAGCUCGCACUCCUUGAGGAGGCCGAAGGUGGCUUUGAUCAGUUCACAAGCAGCUAUAGGAGUUACGGAGUACAGCGGAUGCCAGACAACAGCCUCUUCUUUAAGGAGUGGGCCCCGGCCGCCGAGGCUCUGUUCCUCACUGGAGACUUCAAUGACUGGAAUAAUUUUUCGCAUCCCUACACUAAAAAGGAGUUUGGGAAAUGGGAGCUGCACAUGCCCCCAAAAGAGGACAAAACACCUGCUGUCACUCAUAACUCCAAGCUGAAGGUGGUUGUUCACACCAAAGCCGGUGAGCGACUCUACCGAAUCUCUCCUUGGGCAAAGUAUGUGACUCAGCAUGAGAAGUCCGUCAUCUAUGAUUGGGUACAUUGGGACCCUCCUCAACCUUACAUUCACAAGCAUCCUCGUCCACAGAAGCCCAGGAGCUUACGGAUAUACGAGUCCCACGUUGGCAUCGCUUCUCCUGAGGGCAAAGUGGCAUCCUACAGCAACUUUACACACAACGUGCUGCCCAGGAUCAAAGAUCUUGGUUAUAACUGUAUUCAGAUGAUGGCGAUCAUGGAACAUGCAUACUACGCUAGCUUCGGUUACCAGGUCACGAGUUUCUUCGCAGCAUCAAGUCGUUUUGGCACCCCAGAGGAACUCAAGGAGCUGAUUGACGUGGCUCACUCUCUGGGUAUCAUCGUCCUGCUUGAUGUGGUGCACAGCCACGCAUCCAAGAACACCGAGGACGGGCUGAACUGCUUUGACGGCUCUGACUCCUGUUUCUUCCACAGUGGGCCCCGUGGAGUACACAGCCUCUGGGACAGCAGACUCUUCAACUACUCUAGCUGGGAGGUCUUGCGUUUCCUCCUGUCAAACCUGCGCUGGUGGACGGAGGAGUACAGAUUUGAUGGAUUCCGGUUCGAUGGAGUCACAUCUAUGCUCUACCAUCAUCAUGGGAUCGGAACAGGAUUUUCUGGGGAUUAUGCUGAAUACUUUGGACUUCAAGUAGAUGAGGACUCUCUUGUGUACCUCAUGUUGGCAAACCAUAUUUUGCACACUCUCAAUAAAGACUGCAUCACUAUUGCAGAGGAUGUGUCCGGUAUGCCCACCAUUUGCCGUCCAGUCAAAGAAGGAGGUCUCGGUUUUGACUAUCGCCUGUCCAUGGCCAUUCCAGACAAAUGGAUUCAAAUCCUUAAGGAAUUCAAAGACGAAGAUUGGAACAUGGGAAACAUUGUGUUCACGAUGACCAACAGGCGAUACGGCGAGAAAUGCAUCGCUUACGCCGAGAGCCACGACCAGGCCCUGGUGGGAGACAAAACGCUGGCCUUCUGGCUGAUGGACAAGGAUAUGUACACCAACAUGAGUGCUUUGAUUCCAAUGAACUCCGUUAUUGAUCGGGGGAUCCAGCUCCACAAGAUGAUCCGACUGCUCACCCACAGCCUGGGAGGGGAGGGCUACCUGAACUUCAUGGGCAAUGAGUUCGGCCAUCCAGAAUGGCUGGAUUUUCCACGAGUCGGCAACAAUGAGAGUUAUCAUUACGCCCGCCGGCAGUUCAACCUUCUGGACACGGAUCACCUGCGUUACCUUCAGCUGUACGCUUUCGACCGAGACAUGAACCGCACGGAGGACAAGUACGGCUGGCUGGCUGCUCCCCCGGCUUACAUCAGCGCCAAGCACGAGGGAGACAAGGUGAUAGUCUUCGAGAGGGGUAACGUCAUCUUCAUCUUCAACUUCCACCCAACCAACAGCUACAGCAACUAUAGAGUCUCUGCGGGGCCGGCGGGGAAAUACAAGAUCAAACUGGACUCGGAUGAAACCCAGUAUGGAGGCCAUGGCAGACUGGAUCACGACACCGAUUUCUUCACUGAGCCAUUGGAAUUCAACAAUCGGCCCAACUCUAUGAUGGUUUACAUUCCCUGCAGAAGCGCUAUUGUUCUGGCCAACGAGGAAAUCGAUUACUGCUAGUGAAACCCAAUCUGCGAUUCACCGCGAGAUGGAAAGCCAGCGCGCUUCAACCUACCUCCAUUCACAGCGUGUUUGCCAUCAUCCUUUAGAAACCACACAUUUUCCCUGUGAACUGCCACCAAAACUCAAUUGAGUACAAGAUGUUGUGAAUACCUUCUAGGCCAUUUCAUCUCAGGUAACUUUUCCUGUCAUUGUUCACACAUUAAUAAUGAAGAAUAUCACACUGGUCUAACUUAGAUCAAGUUUAAUCCAAAUCAAUAUAACCCCAAUAUUUCUGUUUUUCAAAUGCCUAGGUUUAUUUGUUUCAUAAAGAUGCAUCUUGCUGUGGUUAAGUGUGAAAUUACUAUUUAAAAGUAAAUAAUGUUGAAGUUAAUAAUCACUAAAUGAUAAUUGGCCAGUAUUAUAAGCAAUAUUUGUCAGCACUGUAUUUGUAUUACCGUAAAUAAUUGUGAAAAGUAAAUAUAAUUAAUUGACAAUAAGUGUGAUCUGUCUGCUAUUUAAUUCGAAUAUGACUCAAGCA
Messenger RNA from Rhinichthys klamathensis goyatoka, 2802 nucleotides. RefSeq names its product glucan (1,4-alpha-), branching enzyme 1b (gene gbe1b). The record is from RefSeq and is a predicted model, not a curated record. Gene Ontology annotation, biological process: glycogen biosynthetic process. Gene Ontology annotation, molecular function: cation binding; 1,4-alpha-glucan branching enzyme activity; hydrolase activity, hydrolyzing O-glycosyl compounds. Bases 216 to 2282 code for a protein of 688 amino acids. The transcript is spliced from 16 exons. Gene Ontology annotation, cellular component: cytoplasm. NCBI's taxonomy places the organism in Eukaryota, Metazoa, Chordata, Actinopteri, Cypriniformes, Leuciscidae.